GCCCCUUGUUGGGAGCACUGCGGCUGCGCAAUGCCAGUUCCUGCUUCCUGUCAGUCUGGUGCUGCUGCUGCUGCUGCUUCCCUGUCAGCGGCUGAGGAUGGACCGUUUCUCCUGGUGCACCGGGCUGCUGGACAUUGAUGAGACCCUGGUCAUCCAGCAGCGGGGGGUGCGCCUGUCAGACGGGGAGGAGAAGAGCAAAUUUGAUACUGGUACUUUAAUCCUGACAACUCAUAGAUUUAUAUGGAGGGACCAGAAAAAUCAUGAUUUCUGUAUCGCGUUUCCUCUAUCCCAGAUUGUUUUCUCAGAAGAACAAGCAGGGGGCAUUGGGAAAAGUGCCAAAAUUGUUGUGCACCUCCACCCUCCUCCUCCAAACAAGGAACCUGGACCGUACCAAACCAGCCGCUACUCCUACGUCAAGCUGUCCUUUCGGGAGCAUGGGCAGAUUGAGUUCAACCGACGCCUAUCGGAGGAGCUGACACAGAGGAGGUGGGAACGAGCAUCACCCUCUAUACAGAUGAACAAAGGUCCCCAGGCUGGAAGAAUAAAAGCUGUCGGGAUUGUUGGCAUCGAGAGGAAGUUGGAAGAGAAAAGAAAAGAGACUGACAAAAAUAUUUCCGAGGCCUUUGAGGAUCUCAGCAAGCUCAUGGAAAAGGCCAAGGAAAUGGUGGAACUGUCCAAAUCGAUAGCUAACAAAAUCAAAGACAAACAAGGAGACAUCACAGAAGAUGAGACUAUCAAGUUUAAAUCCUACUUGCUGAGCAUGGGAAUCGCCAAUCCCGUCACCCGGGAAACGCACGGAUCAGGAACUCACUACCACAUGCAGCUGGCAAAGCAGCUCGCUACCAUGUUACAGACCCCAUUAGAGGAACGAGGCGGUAUAAUGUCUCUUACAGAAGUAUACUGUUUAGUAAACCGGGCCAGGGGCAUGGAGUUGCUUUCUCCGGAGGAUUUGGUAAAUGCCUGCAAAAUGUUGGAAUCUCUAAAGCUACCGCUGCGGCUUCGUAUAUUUGAUAGCGGCGUCAUGGUAAUUGAACACCAGUCUCACAAUGAAGAGGAAAUGGUGGCUUCUGCGUUAGAAACGGUAUCUGAAAGGGGCUCGCUGACUUCUGAAGAGUUUGCCAAGAUCGUCGGAAUGUCUGUUCUGCUGGCCAAAGAAAGGCUUCUACUAGCAGAAAACAUGGGACACCUAUGCAGAGAUGACUCUGUUGAAGGUUUGCGCUUCUAUCCAAACAUGUUCUUGACGCAGAAUUAGAAACUUUCUGGAGACCAGUAUGUGGUAAACACUGGUGAACACAUCACUGAACUUGAUCUGCUAUGGAUUACCCUCAGCACGGUUGCAACUAGCAAAUUAUGUUAUUUAAAGGACACGAAAAACUCGCCAGAUGCACAAAGUGUGAGAUAUGUCAUACUUGAAUUCUAAAGCCAACAUGGCGUGAUCUUACCAUGACAUUUACUACAGCUAAAUUAAGGCGUAAAGUGUAAUGUAAUAUUUCAUCACCUGUCAUAAGCAGGUUAUGGAUAUAGGGCGAAAAGGUCAAAUAACAAAACAUUGUGUCAGUUAAUAAAUUGUAAAAGUGCGGAAACAUCACUAGCUAUGUCGAUGUAAGUGAGCCUACGAUUUUACUGAUCAUUUUGUUGGCUAGUAGACUGUAAGUCUAGUAUUUAGCUUCCUCUACUGUCCUAGAUUUAUGGAAGAGACCAGUUCUGUCCCGUUUUGUACAAUGUAAGAUACUAAUUGUCAGUAAAGGGGUGAGGCAAGCAGCAUGCUCAAUAGACCUGAACUGUUUACACUUGCGCUGUUCCAGAUAUAUUAUAUAACCUGGUACUAGGCUUACCUUGAAUAUAUUUUAAUCUCCAGUAGUGUUUUUCUUGCACUUUAAUAAAUAACUGUGGGUUGAAGUAGAUUUUCAGAACUGUAUUCCUAUGGAAAGGAAACUAACUGUAACAGACCUGUAUAAUGAUUGAUUACACCUGUGUCAUUUCUUAUCUGCCUGCAAUAAUGAUCAUUGUUACAAUUGA
This is a messenger RNA of Pseudophryne corroboree (corroboree frog), 2019 nucleotides long. It is a transcript of the gene VPS36, whose product is annotated as vacuolar protein sorting 36 homolog. Lineage: Eukaryota; Metazoa; Chordata; Amphibia; Anura; Myobatrachidae. Gene Ontology annotation, molecular function: ubiquitin binding; phosphatidylinositol-3-phosphate binding. The transcript is spliced from 14 exons. Gene Ontology annotation, cellular component: ESCRT II complex; late endosome membrane. The record is from RefSeq and is a predicted model, not a curated record. Gene Ontology annotation, biological process: protein transport to vacuole involved in ubiquitin-dependent protein catabolic process via the multivesicular body sorting pathway. Bases 98 to 1252 code for a protein of 384 amino acids.